UCCUAACCUCGGGGGGGGAAAAGACAUUCUUGAGGCACUGUUCAGUUAGACUGUAGUCCAUACAGUUUGCCUGGUCUAUGAAAAUCAAAUCUCUCUAUCCUGCUCUUAAAAUCAGCUCCCAAAACUGAAGUGUACUGGAAAAUGCUGUCUUUGCAAAGUGAGUUCUAAAGACAAGACUUCCUGUUUGCACUGUUGCAGAGCCCUGUCACACAGUCAGUGCCAGGUGUGUGGUUUUACACACAGCUUUGUGCCAGCAAGGCUAAAACCUGUUUCUACCCUGGAAUUUUCCCCAAGAGGUCAGUGUGCCUGGGAAGAAAGAUGUUGUCCUACAAAGAGAAGUUUGAAGAAAAAAAGAGAGCAUUUACAAAUGCUAUCAGAGAAGCAGCCAGAUGGUUGAAAACAAGAUUCUGAAUGAGAUGAGAUAAUGCAGCAGUGUUCGCAAGUCCUUCUUUAAAGUGUUCUUUUCAACUCACUGGCUUUCCAGUUGUUAACUUUUCAUUAUUUGGGAAACAGUAAACGAUGACAAUUGUCACUGGGCUCUUAUCUUGAAAUCGUUUGAAUGUACCAAGGUUAAACAAUUCAUCAUUAUCCUUUACCUUAGUUAAAUAUCUAUCAGUAUUGCUGCUUUCUUCUGCAAAAAUCUUCAGGUGAGUGGCUGAUGAAAAGAGAGAUUAAAAAAAAAUCUGACCUGAAGUUACGUCUAGCAAAGCACUGUGUGCAUGGUUGGCCUUAACCUCAUAAGCUCCACCUUCGAUGAUCUCUGAAAAGAACUCCCCUAGAUUUCCAUCAAUUUAAGUCAAGACUCAAGAGAUUUUAAAAGAGAUCCUUAAGUCUGAGAAGGGAAGCCAAUCUUCUCUUUGUGAUGUUAUUAUAAAUGUGCUUUGCACCUUUCCCUGUCUAUUGAAAAAAAUUUCUCUCUGCUUCCUUCCCCAACUUUUUUUCCAUGCUUUCUUCUGUUCCUACACAUGUUUUUACAGUUUUUGAUGCCAAGCUUUCCUUACUGGCUGUUCUGACUAGAAAAGUCAUCUUUUGUCUCAAGCAAGAUGGUCCCCCACCCAUUCUUUGUCAGAUCUAUGUGAGAUCUUAUCUCAGAGAUAUUAUUCUGCUGUCUAAAUUUCCUCAAGUUGUUCUCCUUGUGCUGAACUACUUUAACUCCAUGAAUUUCUGUUCAUGAGACUGACUGGAGCGCACAUUGUCAAAAAGAUGUGGCAUAAAAUAUUUCUGCAUUGCAUUUGUUGUUUCCAGACAUAAUUUUUUUUUCAAGGACAGUUUCAGUUACAAGAUUUGAGCAUCUCUGUUUCAAGGCAUCAUCUAAUCAUGUUAAAGUCACAGUGAGUAGGGAUUUUUCUGUCACUUCGUUUGUGUUUCAGCCUUCACUGUAGUAAUUUUGGAUCAUGUAAUCCCAGUUACCAGAUGUGGAAGUCUGUUCCCAGCUAAUUUCAUUAAUUUCUCAAAUUAAAAUUUGUUUUUGAGAUUCUUCUUAUAUAGUUCUAUUGAUUAGCUUUAUUGAAUAUUAUCAUUAAAAAAAACCAACAACCCAAAUAAGCACAGUACUUGAAGGCGUGGGAGGAAAUGGUAAGAGCAGAGGUAGACAUAGGAGACACAGGCAGAGCUGGUAGGUAUGAAGAGCUGACAUCUGGAGAGGUUAAACUAUUUAUUUUGAGAACCAACAUAUGUACAGGACUAUUGGCUGUAGAAGUCUCUCCAGGCAAAAGCUAGACAGCUGCUAGAAAAGUGUAUGUGGGAAUAGAGAUAGUCCCACAUAUUUUUGAGGUAAGGUAAAUUGCCUCAAAGUGGAGUAUUUAGGCCUUUUGUUAUAACUAGAAAACUUGCUGAAAUACAUCUUGCUUUCUAGGUUAAGGAUAAGCACUAUUUUUGUCUAAGGCUGCCUAAAUGCUCAGGUUUCUCUCUGUUACAGCAAUCGAAGGCUGAGAUAUGCUGUGGGCUGGUUGGACCUCCCAGAUCCUAACAAGGCUUUUGCUCUGUGUACCAUUCUCUGGCAAGUUCCACAAUGGAUGAUGGAUUUUGGCAAUAUUUUGUCCAAGAGUUCUACCUUUCUGGGAGCCUUAUGGUUGAUUUGUUCUGCAGGCAGAGGUGUCUUCCCAGCAGCACUGUAGGUCCAGGGAAAUCUGAAGGUGCAGAAAUGCUCUGUCCACAGCAUGGGAGUAUCACAGCGCUGUACCUGCAGCAAAGACUUCUCUCCCAUGGCCUCCUCCAUCAGUCAUUCACCCUGCAACUUCAGCAACUGGUGAGUAAGGUACGCUAUAAAUAUGCAGCAGGACCUAACUGGCAGCUCCCUCUGUAGGAAAAAUAACAUAGAAACUGCCCAAGCCAUCCCUCUCCUGUGCAUGUGAGGAAAGCUAGCCCAGGAGCGCUGCCCACCUUUAGCAGGCAGGUGUUGACAAGGAAGACGCUGUCUGCAGGGUUAGGUGUAGGAAACACUUGUCUCUCCCAAAAUCUUAGCAGGUAAUGAUAAAACACAUGGAUGAAUGAGGGAGCCAAAAAUCUCCACUGUUGGCCAGUCUGGAGCUGCUUCCUGGCUCUGCACUUGCUUUCCGUGUCUCCAGCCUGUUCUGGAGCUAGCAGUGGUUUGCCUGCCCACAGCCUAGCUGGAUGCUGCAGGACAUGCAGCGUCCCACCGAGUUACAUGGGACCCAUGCACUGAUAACGGCCACGAGGUCCUGCUGUAGCAGGAAUGCUCCCCAGCCCUGAGAAGGCCCCGAGGGGCUGACAGCACCGUCAGGUCAUCCUGUAGCAAGCUCUGCAGCAGCAGCAACUCUGUGGGAGACCUGAGUGUACCAGAUGGGGUACCAGGGCUCUCCUUGCCAGCACCAGCGCCAAGGGGCUCUGCCUGGAAGAAAGUGUAGCUUCUGUCACAUUUUAAAGUAUUGCAAUGAAAAACUCUGUGAUUAAUUUCUUAGACAUUUCUUUCAGGCAGGCUGUUAAUUAAACCCCAGAAAACUCCAUUAACACAUCCUUACAGGGUAAGUGCUUUGCCUUACUCAGGUCAACUUUAAACAGCUAAGCCACUACAUAAACAUCUCCUUGACUGGAAGCUAAGUAGUACCACUGAUGAGGUUUCUUUUAAGCAGCCGAAAGCUUUGUAUGUGAAUAACUUCCCAGGGUGACUGGUUUUUAACUCUAUAAUUAUUGGAUGAUAUAUAUUUUACAGCAGCGCAAACACCUUUUAUGUGCAGAAAAUCAAAGCAAGCAAUGAAAAAAAGCUACUUUAUUAACUUGGUGGCUAAACACACUUUUUAGUAUGUUGGUCAAAAAUUACCUCUGAAUGUAAAAGGCACUUUCAGAAAUUCAUGCAGUUUAAGAAUUAAAUGAUCAGGCCAGCUCUUGAAAACAGCAUUUUGAUUUCUGCAUUUUUAGUAUGCAAUUUUGUGUACUUUUUGCUAUCAUAAAUGUGAUUGUUUCCUUUAAAUGAGGAACAAUCACAUUUAUUGUUUGUUGCUAAUGCUGGAUUUUCUUCCUUUGUAGUUUCUUAAGAUUAUCAAAGCUAAAAUAAAGAGGAAACUCUUUUAGUUCUCAAAAAUAGAGGACUGGCUUAGAGAGUUAAAGACAGAGUUUAGAAUGAAAAUGGUUUUUUACUUUACCUUCUCUCUGACUUGUGUGCUUGGACAACACAAAUACAGUACUAAAAGCAGAACCUAUGAGAGUUCACUGAUUCCUCCAAAUCUUGUCUCAGAAAUGAGUCCCACAGCUCCCUGCAAAGUAAUUGGUCUAAUUAGGUAGUAGGAAGGAGCUUCUUUAAAUUCCUCAGAAAUUAAGACUUGUCAUCCGCUUAACAUCUUAGCAUCUGCUACUGCCUCUUGCACAUUUCUCUACUACAUCAGUCUGAAGGACACUUUCCUGGACCUUUCAGAGAGAAAAACAAAACAAAAAAAACAUAAGUUGAAACAGAGAAGAAAUUGGCACUUUCUUCAGUGAGAUGAAGCAUGUAAGGCAUUUCACUCCCUCCUUAUUUCUCAGUUUGGUGCACGUUUGUCUGGUUCAGGCAAAUUAUGCCCCCUAUUUCUUUGAUAACGGAGCCAGAAGCACAAAUGGGAACAUGGCACUUCUCAGCCUUUCGGAGGACACACCUGUUGGUACCCAUGUGUACACUCUUAAUGGAACUGAUCCAGAAGGAGAUCCCGUGACAUACAGCCUGGCCUAUGAAGCUGGAUCAAGACGCUACUUUUCUGUUGACAAGAACCUUGGAAAUGUUACACUGAUUGAGGAGCUUGACAGAGAGAAGGAAGAUGAGAUUGAAGUUAUUGUCAGUAUUUCAGAUGGCCUGAGUACAGUAUCUGAAAAAGUCAGGAUCCUUGUAAUGGAUGCUAAUGAUGAGAGCCCAGAGUUCAUCAAUGCACCUUACAUAGUCCAGGUCCCAGAGAACAUCCAUGCUAAUAAGUUUACAAUAGACCGUCACAGUGGUGUUCUGCGCAUCAAAACAGGGGUCACCCUGGACUAUGAGAAAUCACGAACACAUUUUAUUGUUGUCGUAGCCAAGGAUGGUGGUGGGAAACUCCGGGGAGACAACAAAAUCUUUUCAGCCACAACAACAGUUACUGUCAAUGUGGAGGACGUUCAGGAUACUCCUCCCAUGUUCAUUGGGACUCCCUACUAUGGAUACGUUUAUGAGGAUACACUCGCAGGCUCUGAAGUCCUUACUGUUGUUGCUCUUGAUGGAGACAGAGGAAAACCUAACAGUAUUCAUUACAGUAUUGUGAAUGGAAGUGAAGGUUCUUUUGAAAUCGACAACACAACUGGAGCCAUUUCUGUUGUAAAAAGCCCAAAUCAGCUCAAGAAAGAAUUGUAUGAACUAAAAGUUCAGGCAUCAGAAGUCGGUCAGGAAGGUGACAUCUCAGCAUACACUUUUGCCAUGGUGACUAUUCGGGUGGUCGACCUCAACAACCAUCCACCAACGUUCUACGGAGAAAAUGGUCCUCAGAACAAAUUUGAACUGACCAUGUAUGAGCAUCCCCCAGAGGGUGAAAUCUUGAGAGGAUUGAAGAUUACAGUGAAUGAUUCAGAUCAGGGAGCCAAUGCUAAAUUCAACCUCCGUCUUGUUGGACCUGGUGGCAUCUUCCGAGUGGUUCCUCAAACAGUCCUGAAUGAGGCUCAGGUUACAAUAAUAGUGGAAAAUUCUGCUGCUAUUGACUAUGAGAAAUUCAAGGUGUUAACCUUCAAGCUUCUUGCAAUAGAGGUGAACACACCGGAGAAAUUCAGCUCAACAGCUGAUGUAGUGAUACGCUUGCUGGAUACCAAUGACAACGUCCCAAAGUUCUCUUCUGACUACUACAUUGCCAGGAUCCCUGAGAACUCCCCAGGGGGCUCAAAUGUAGUUGCUGUUACAGCUACAGAUCCAGACUCAGGGCUUUGGGGAGAAGUCAAGUACUCCAUCUAUGGAACAGGAGCAGAUCUGUUCCUAAUCCAUCCAUCAACAGGUAUAAUUUAUACCCAGCCCUGGGCUGUAUUAGAUGCUGAAGUAAACUCAAAGUAUAAUUUCUAUGUGAAGGCAGAGGACACAGAUGGGAAAUACAGCUUGGCUGAAGUGUUUAUCACUGUGCUAGAUGUCAAUGACCACUCUCCAGAGUUCAAUGAAAAUAUCCAGGAAAAGACGAUGAUCAUUGGGUCACCAGUGAAGAUAGAGGCUAUAGAUCAAGAUGCAGAAGAACCCAACAACAUUGUGGAUUAUUCCAUCAUGCAAGCAGAUCCAGCCAACGUGUUUGAUAUAGACCAAAGCACUGGGGAAAUCAAACUGAAAUCCUAUAUCCGUUCCCUGGAUAUCAUCCACAAUAUCACAAAGAACAAAGACUGCAUAUGGUCAGUGGUGGUGCAGGCCAAAGACAGAGGCUCCCCGUCCUUCAGUACCACAGCAGUCCUGAAGAUUGAUAUCACAGAGGAGACUCUUCACAAAGGGCCUAUGGCCGCCUUUUUGAUGCAAACUAAAGAUAACCCCAUGAAAGCCUUAGGAGUGCUAGCUGGUGUCAUGGGCAUAAUGGUGCUGAUAACUAUCAUGAUCUCUACUGCCAUGUUCUGGCGCAACAAGCGGUCCAACAAAAUCAUGCCGGUAAGACGGAUCAUAAAAAAGAGACAGACCCCACAGCCCCGGACAGUGAGGAUGGAAUGGCUGAAAUUCAAGAGGCCCAGCAACGCUGCAGAGAAGUUUGUUGUUGAGAAUGAUGCCAAAGAUCUGCACAAUGAGAACAGCAACAACAACAUCCAGGUUGCCCCUGUGCCGCCGACUGCUCCCUUGCCUCCACCUCCCCCUACCGUGGCUCCCAGGGGUGAUGCCUCAGGGUGGCGGGUGCCGACUGUGUCCGGCUCCCUCACUCCCAAGUUUAUAAACAAGCAGGUGAAGAAGAGAGGUCAUGGCAGUGCCCACAAUGCCCUUGUGUCAGAGCUCAAAAUGAGGUUUGAGAAGAGGAACGCAGCUAUGGGUGAGCCCCACAUCUAGGUGCUCUUGGCAGCCCCCAGUGACUGCAGAUUGUGGCUGGGCGUGGAUAUAUUUAUGUGCUGUGGUUUUCCCUGUGUCUGUCAGCAUUCCGUGAACUGAGAGCAGCUUUGUGCUGGAAUAGACACCCCUCACCUUCUGCAAGUAUUACAUGCUACAGAGUCACCCCACCUAUAGCAUAGCUGCGGUCAUUGUCCAGUUGCAGCUGCAGUACCUUUGGCUUGUGUCACAGUGCUGGUCCUUUCCAACAGCUGUCUGAACAGGGUACUGAGUACCUUCAUGCCAGCCACAGUUUCCCCAAGUGAACAGGGAUUCAGGUUGCCCCCAUUUUGGUGACCCCUACCCAGAGUCCAAGUUUUCAAACACAGAAUUCUGCAGCCAAGGCACUGGAGGAUGCCAGUUCUGACCUGGACUCAUAGGUGUGUCUGAGGUGUCCAAAACCCCAUCAUGCCCAAUCCCAGACUCACUUUUGAAGACACUGGCCUGGCUGUAGUGCCAGCACUGACUCAAUGUGCAGGUCUCCUACAGCAGUGACAAUGCAUGCUGCAAGAAGGUAUAGUGUAGCUGGUACCUGCUGUCCUCAGGGUGCAACACACUUUGCAACAGCUGGAAGAGCAAUGUGCUCAUGGCCUGAGUACCUUCAUUCCCAAAAGGUAAGCAGACAGACUUGGAAAAGGUCAUAAUUUUCCUGCAGCUUAUGAUGGGUUUUGCCAGAGUACAUUGACAUGAUGCUGUGCUUUGCUUCUGCUCUGAACUUGCCUAGUAAUCAUCCGACAGGAAGGCCACCUCAGCCUUCUCUAGACCAGCUGGGGCAAGAUUGGAGCACAGUUCAAUAGCAGCACUUGCUCAAUACUGCCCUCUUCUGACACCGUGUCCCCCAAGGAGGGGAAGCCCAUACGGAGAAGGACGUGAUGAAAGCAGCAGGGAAUACAAGGGAAAACCAAGAUCAAAAUGAUAAGUGAAAAAUACAGACAAGUGCUGGAAAGUUGCAUAUGUCGGUCAGGGAAGUGUGUGGAAAGAUCAUUUGAUUUUGUACCCUGCUAACAGGAGCUGUUGAGGAAUAUAUUUCACCACCUCUCCUGGCUUGCUCCAGGGACUGGUGAGUGCAAAGGAGGUUUCUGGUUUGUCCUGUCAGUACUUUUGAGUGAAUUAUGCAACCGUCAGGAGGGGUAAUGCAGGGGGUGGGGGGCAGCUGACACUUUUUUUGCCUGUUACAUGACAGUAAAAAGGCACCAAAGGCAGAACGCUUUUUCACUGGAUCUUUUUUCACUGGAUACACAGUUUCACCCUCCUGUUUGUUUCUGAGGGCAUGCUUUUCAGCUGGGACUGUUUCCUCACCCUCUGGGAAAAAGCAGUGUGUACCAGGCUGCCUGGGAAAUGGCACACUGCACCUCUGCCUGUGCCCUGGCCCUGCAGGGCAGCUGUGCUGUCAUGGAUUGGCACUGUGAAAGUCAAGAUGGGGAGGAAACCCUACAGGACAGAACACUGUUAAUUCAAGGGUUUCCUGAGACUCUUCUCCAGCUCCAGCAGACAUGGCCUUCAGGGAUUCCUCUCCUGACGUCCCAUCAGCUGGUCUAAUUUCCUUUCUCUG
Molecule: messenger RNA, 8036 nt
Organism: Pezoporus flaviventris
Lineage: Eukaryota; Metazoa; Chordata; Aves; Psittaciformes; Psittacidae
Gene: CDHR1
Product: cadherin related family member 1
Exons: 17
Coding region: 3938-6448 (836 amino acids)
Biological process (GO): homophilic cell-cell adhesion
Cellular component (GO): plasma membrane; catenin complex
Molecular function (GO): cadherin binding; calcium ion binding
Source: RefSeq, a predicted model, not a curated record